Molecule: messenger RNA, 1851 nt
Organism: Humulus lupulus (European hop)
Lineage: Eukaryota; Viridiplantae; Streptophyta; Magnoliopsida; Rosales; Cannabaceae
Product: dof zinc finger protein DOF3.1-like
Exons: 1
Coding region: 866-1516 (216 amino acids)
Biological process (GO): regulation of DNA-templated transcription
Molecular function (GO): DNA-binding transcription factor activity; DNA binding
Source: RefSeq, a predicted model, not a curated record
AAUUAGUUUCCCACUUAACUACUAGCACAAGCAUAAGCAUAAGCAUAAGAGAGAGAUUUCUCCCUAUAUUUGAAGUCCAGUCGUCACUUUCACGCGGACACAGAUAGAUAGCUCAUCUCCAUCGAACAAUUUUUCAGACCCUAAUUAUCUUUCUCCUUUUUUUUUAUUCUCUUUCCAAUUCACAUCCCAGUUGAGGCGAAACCCAGUUGAGAAGGAGGAGGAGGAGAAUUGAGUUUUUCGAAGAAGCUUUUCUUUCUAGAAAUUCAGUCAUAAAAGAGCAAAAGUCUUGUCUUUUUCGGUUUUGCUUUUGGGUAAGCGGUUAUGGCGAAUUGAGUAUGAAACUCGAACAUGACAUAGCUAGUAAGUUUGUUAAUUUGCUUUGCAGAGUGGCGUUUUGUGUUUGGUUUCGUCUCUGAACAGAAAAGAAAAAGAGAGAGAACAGAAAAAGUUACGCCUUUUUAUUCACUUUUAAGUCUCUGCUUUUACCCUUUUUCUCCCACUGAAAAGCUCAGGGUCUGUCAAAAACCCUGGAAAACUUUUUUCAAAUCCAAAAACCCAUUUACUUUCUUGUAUUCAGAAUCCAGUUUUCUCAUAUUUAAAGACGAAAAGAAAGUACUGAACCAAAAAAAAAGAACAAAAAAACUUCGCUGUUGGGUUUACCCUGUAAAACAUUCCUCAGACUAAACUUCUCUGUUCUGAGUUUGAUAUAAUCCCAAUUCAAGCCUUCACAACCAAAAUUGUUUUAAUCUGAUACAAACCCACUUUACAAAACACCCUAUAAAACUAAUAUUUUCUAUCUCUGUUACUUUUCCUUUCUGGGUUUCUGAAAAGAACAAAAUCUUUUCUCUUUUUUGGGGUCCCGAAGAUGCAAGACCCUGCAACAUUCGAACCCAUCAAAGCCCAUUUUCCAGAACAAGAAACUCUGAAAUGUCCAAGAUGUGAGUCCAUGAACACCAAAUUCUGCUACUACAAUAACUAUAAUCUUUCACAGCCUCGUCACUUCUGCAAGAACUGCCGGAGGUACUGGACCAAAGGGGGUGCUCUUAGGAACAUUCCGGUUGGGGGUGGGAGCCGUAAGAAUACGAAGAGAUCGUCCAACCCGAAGCGAUCCACACCAACUUCCUCCUCUUCUCUUACAAGCUCAUCGACCCAGAACCCGGAUCCACAGCCCGAAACAACCCGAGUUUACGGUUCGCCUGUUGAUCAAGACCGUCGGCUGCUAGACCUCCCAGGAAGCUUCAGCUCACUGCUGACGUCGAAUGGGCAGUUUGGAGGAGGUAUCAUGGAGGGGAUAAACCCCAACGGGUCGGGUGUGAAAAUGGGGCGGAUGAGUGAAGGUGUGAAUUCGGGUCCUGAGCUGAACUCUGAUUCGGGUCAGAGCUUGGGGAUGGAGGUCCAGAGCAGUAGCAAUUCAGAGAGCUAUUUAAGCCUUCAAAACGGUGAUUCCAACUGUUGGGGAGGAGGACAUGGGUGGCCAGACCUUGCCAUUUACACUCCAGGUUCAAGUUUUCAGUAGAAAUGAAAAAAAGAGUAAAAGUGUUUGCUUUUGCUUAAAAUUUCUUUUUCUCUUAUGGUAUUGAUUAUAGUACUUUUGCUACUUAGAAACUACAAUGGCCAAGUAAAUUGGAGCAAAAAAAAAAAAAAAGAAGGCUCAAAGUUUUAAUUGUAGUAUUAUUCUCUAAUGUUAUAGAGUGUGAGACAUUACCACAAUGUCGUGCCAUCCCAUACCAUACCUCUAGCAUUCUAUGUAUAACGGUAUCAUGAUCCUUUGUUCUUUUGAGUGGUUUUUGUUUGUAUGAUGUAUGUUAUAUUUUUAUAUAUAUAACCUACAAAAUAUAAUUCUGAUGCUAA